Molecule: messenger RNA, 2840 nt
Organism: Ipomoea triloba (trilobed morning glory)
Lineage: Eukaryota; Viridiplantae; Streptophyta; Magnoliopsida; Solanales; Convolvulaceae
Product: G-type lectin S-receptor-like serine/threonine-protein kinase At2g19130
Exons: 1
Coding region: 144-2615 (823 amino acids)
Biological process (GO): protein phosphorylation; recognition of pollen
Molecular function (GO): protein serine/threonine kinase activity; ATP binding
Source: RefSeq, a predicted model, not a curated record
AUGGUUCCAGACUUCCAGUCAACCUCGGUGGUAAAUGGUAAUCUGGGUCAAGUCUAAUUUUCAAUCUUGGAUAUUUUCAUGGAGCUGGAAAAAAUUGUAUCAGGCUUAUUAACUCUUCCUUUAUAUUCUUUGGUAUCUCCUAAAUGUUUUGUACAGCAGCUAUGGACAUCAGACACAGUUCUUGUCCUGUGUACAAUUUUCUCUUCCUAAUUUUCUGUCUCAGCAUACAUAUCUCACAUGGAGCUUACACCAUAUCUGUAAACCAAUCUCUGUCUGGUGACCAGACAAUUGUUUCUCCAGAUGGAAAGUUUGAGCUUGGUUUCUUCAAACCAGGUACGGCUUCCAACUACUACAUAGGUAUAUGGUAUAAAAUGAGCCCCCAAACUGUAGUUUGGGUAGCAAAUAGAGAAAUACCAAUAUCCAACAAGGGCUCCGCUGAGCUCAAAAUCUUGGAUGGCAACUUGGUGCUCCUCAAUGAGUUCAAAACCUCAAUUUGGAAUACCAGUAUCAGUUCCACUUCAAAAUCUGUUACAGCUGUUCUUCAUAAUGAUGGUAAUUUGAUCUUGAGUGAUGGAUCAAAUUCAACAUCACCACUCUGGCAGAGCUUUGAUAAUCCAACUGAUACAUGGUUGCCUGGUGGGAAACUUUCAUAUAACAAGCGUACGAGAACAAAACAGCUCCUGAUUUCUUGGAGGAAUUCAGAGGAUCCUGCACCAGGUUUGUUCUCUCUUGAGCUGGACCAAGCAAACAGGCAGUAUCUUAUAAAGUGGAAUAAGACUGAGCAGUAUUGGACAAGUGGCCCUUGGAAUGAUCAUAUUUUCAGCGGGGUGCCUGAAAUGAGGUCAAACUUCUUUUACAAUUUUUCCUACAAAGAUAAUCAUAAUGAGAGCUAUUUUACAUAUUCACUUUAUGAUGAUUCUGUCAUAUCAAGAUUUGUAAUGGGUCUCUCAGGUCAAAUUCAGCAGUUCUCGUGGUUGAAUAAUUCCAAUCAGUGGAAUAUGUUUUGGUCACAACCAAAAGACCUCUGUCAGGUUUAUGCUUAUUGUGGGGCAUUUAGUAUCUGUCAAAAUUCAUUGCCCUUCUGUAAUUGCUUGGAUGGUUUUGAGCAUAAGUCGGAUGCAGAUUGGAACCGGACCGACUUUUCUGGUGGUUGUGUGAGGGAGGCAGCUUUGGGGUGUGGAAAUAAUAGUACUACUAAUGUGGCAAAAGACAAGUUCAAGAUUUAUCCCCAGAUGGCACCCUCUAAAUAUGCCAUAUCUAUGAUGGCUGGCAGUGCUGCAGAAUGUGAAUCUUAUUGCUUGGGGAAUUGCUCUUGUAGUGCUUAUGCUUACCAUGACAGUGAUGGAUGCUCAAUUUGGAACAGGGAGCUCUUGAAUUUGCAGCAACUCUCAGAAGGCGAUGGUAGUGGAAGAACGAUUUAUAUCAGGCUUGCUGCCUCAGAAUUCCCUAGUGAUAAAAGUAACAAUGGAGUUCCAGUUGGUUUUGUUGUGGGGCCUGUGGCUGGUGCACUGCUUGUUCUUUGCGUUAUUUUCUUUGCACUCAGGAAAUGGCGUGGCCACAUGUUUGGAACAGCAAAAAUAAUGGAGGGUUCACUGGUGGUGUUUGGUUACAAAGAAUUGCAAUCUGCAACCAAGAACUUUUCAGAAAAGCUAGGGGGAGGAGGUUUUGGUUCUGUUUUCAAAGGGGCUUUGCCUGAUUCAUCUGUAAUAGCGGUGAAGAAGCUCGAAAGCAUCAGCCAAGGAGAGAAGCAAUUCAGAACAGAAGUGAGCACAAUUGGGACAAUCCAGCAUGUAAAUCUUGUCCGCCUCCGUGGUUUUUGCUCUGAAGGCAAUAAGAAGUUGUUGGUUUACAAUUUCAUGCAAAAUGGCUCCCUGGAUUCACAUCUUUUUAGUGAAAACAUGUCCACUGUUUUGGACUGGAAAACAAGGUUCCAGAUUGCAUUAGGGACAGCAAGAGGCCUGGCUUAUCUCCACGAGGAGUGCAGGGAUUGCAUCAUACACUGUGACAUAAAGCCAGAAAACAUCCUUCUUGACGCUGAAUUCUGUCCCAAAGUGGCAGAUUUUGGUCUGGCAAAGCUCGUUGGGCGCGAGUUUAGCAGGGUUCUGACUACCAUGAGAGGUACAAGAGGUUAUCUUGCACCAGAAUGGAUAUCAGGAGUGGCUAUAACACCAAAAGCAGAUGUCUACAGCUACGGCAUGAUGCUUUUUGAACUUAUAUCAGGAAGGCGAAACGCAGAGCCUUCUCAGGACGAGAAAGUGAGAUUCUUCCCAUUUCGUGCUGCAAAUACUAUAGCCACGGAAGGUAACAUCCUUACUCUGCUAGAUCCCAGAUUGCAGGGGGUUGCAGACAUCGAUGAGGCAUCAAGAACCUGCAAAGUUGCCCUCUGGUGCAUCCAAGAUGAAGAAAAACACAGGCCAUCAAUGGGUCAGGUUGCUCAGAUUCUUGAAGGAGUUUUAGAUGUGGGCUUUCCCCCUAUUCCCAGAUCUCUUGAAUUGUUUGCCAAUAACCAGGAGACCAUUGUUUUCUUCACUGAGCCAUCCUCAACUAACAGCAGCUCACAUUCUCACAACACCUCUUCAAAUUCUUCCUCUCAAACAGAAAACAGCCCAUCAUAAUCAAUCUCAAGGAAGUUAGCUUUUGAUUUGGUUAUUUUCAGUUUUUUUAUUCUUUGCUCUUUAGUUGGCUUGUGUUUCAAGUGCAUGUAUCACUUUUUUUGUAAAGUGAUUUUUAACAGAGGCCCAUUUCAUGGUGGCUAUGAAUGCUAUGAUAUCAUUUAGAAACAAUUCUAGUGAAAACUAAUGCAGAUUUGCAGAUUUUAGAGGCCCAUUUUAUAAUAUCUA